UCUUAACACGUUAGUGCACUGAGCUCUGAAACUUAUCUAGAAUUAAAUCUACAAACAUAGCAAGAUGCAGUUUUUGCGAUAUCAGAUUCUCUGGUAUGUGUUUUUGACUGCACUGAUGUUGGCCACUCAAAAUGUAAUGAGCCGAAAAAAUAAAUGUGACAAGAAAUGCCUCGAUAUUCUCUGUGAAACUCAAAGUAAUCCGCCACCCAAUACUAGAGUGGAAAUACACACCGGUUAUUGUAAGGCAAGAUAUGUUUGCCGAAAAGGAACUGACAUAAGAACUUGCAGGAAAGGGCAGUGGAUUGGAAGCAAAGCGCUCAAGUGUCCAGCAUAUUGCGGUAAACCCGCGAACAUUCCACACGCCACAUUCUCUGGUUCCCGUUUCAGCUUCAACAGUAUAUUAAAGUACAGAUGUGAUCAAGGCUAUGUGCUCAAAGGACCAAAAAGAAGGAAAUGCAGAAAAAACGGACAGUGGUCUCAGGCUCCUACAUGUUCACCAAAUUAUACAACCUGUGGUGUAAGUCCUGUUGAUCUGAGGGCGAAAAUGGUCGGUGGCGAGAAUUCGAGAAGAGGCUGGUGGCCCUGGCAGAUUGGACUUCGUAAGAUUAACUCAAAAGCGGAACUUGUGCUUAUCUGUGGUGGCGCACUGAUUUCUCGUCGCUGGGUUCUGACAGCUGCACAAUGUUUUUACCACAGAGGUCUUCAUGGGGCUCGUGUUCUCGACGAUUUGUCCAAUAAGUAA
Molecule: messenger RNA, 742 nt
Organism: Pocillopora verrucosa
Lineage: Eukaryota; Metazoa; Cnidaria; Anthozoa; Scleractinia; Pocilloporidae
Source: RefSeq, a predicted model, not a curated record